This is a messenger RNA of Fusarium oxysporum Fo47, 333 nucleotides long. RefSeq lists its product as uncharacterized. The transcript has a single exon. The coding region runs from base 1 to 333 and encodes 110 amino acids. The record is from RefSeq and is a predicted model, not a curated record. Lineage: Eukaryota; Fungi; Ascomycota; Sordariomycetes; Hypocreales; Nectriaceae.
AUGUGGUUCGCGGUCAUUCACGGCUUUGUCAUUAUUGUGGCUAUCUUCUUCCUGCUUCCGGAGACGUUGACUCGUAAGGGUGAGCCUGCCAUAACACAAGAGCUCAUGCGCAUGUCCACUCGGGACUCUACCAAGGUCAAGAGUAAGGAGUUUACGACGGCGCUCAAGCACUACCUGAUCGAGCCUCUGAGUGUUCUCCUCCUCCUGCGCUUCCCGCCUGUCUUUCUUACAGUAUUGGUCGCCGCUAUCGCAUUUAGUUCUGUAUACGUCCUUAAUAUCGUCAUUGAAUCUGGCUUUGCUCAACCCCGUACAACUUCAAGCAAACUACAAUAG